Molecule: messenger RNA, 5534 nt
Organism: Magallana angulata
Lineage: Eukaryota; Metazoa; Mollusca; Bivalvia; Ostreida; Ostreidae
Product: TBC1 domain family member 16-like
Exons: 11
Coding region: 156-3020 (954 amino acids)
Biological process (GO): activation of GTPase activity
Cellular component (GO): early endosome
Molecular function (GO): GTPase activator activity
Source: RefSeq, a predicted model, not a curated record
CAUUUAAUAUUACAUAUGUGUCAACAUCAAUAAUGAUGAGAUGAAGACUGGAGUAGAAGAGCAUGAUAGAUUCAACGUAUUUUUAUAAAAUCAAGACUGGACCAUGUCCUUGCAGUAGCCGGUAGAGGGUUGGUGUGACAGAGUAAAGUAUCCAGAUGGAUUCCAUAAUGGCCCUGGGCACCAUCUUCAAGAAGGCAACUUCUAUACUGGGCUUGGGCUCUGAACAUCUGAAGCCGCCCCCGCUAGAUGGAGAAAUCAUCUACUGCAAGAACAAUGUCUGUGUUCAUCCCCCGGCCACCCUGGCGGUGGACUCUGAGGAGCACCACCCAGGAUACCUGACCCUAAGGUCACAAAACGAUGAUGAUAAAAAUGGACCAACCUUAAUUUUAACAUGGAUUCCAAAUUCCUCUUUAAAAAAGAACCCCAAGAGCAUUGAGAGUCCCAACAGAUCUUAUGCAACAACACCAAGCCCAAAGCGAACCCCGAGGCAGGAGUUUGCUCGCAAGCAAAUCACCACCCCCUCCCCGAGCAGUUCUCCGCGGGGGUCCUGUGUAUCAAUGGGUAGUGAUGCCUGUGAACAGUAUUAUAUGGACAAAGCUCCUGUGAAAAACAAGAAGAAACAGAGCAUAGAUAACUCAAGCAUGAAUUCAGAACUUUCCUUGGGCUCACGGGAGGACUGUUUGGAUAGCUGGUCCCAAGUAGAGGAAAUCAACAGGAAGUCUAGCACGAGUAAUAAAUCACAAACCGAUUCCGGCAUCGAUACGGAGGAUGUGGUGCAGAAUAAUGAGAAAAAUGUCCCUAAAAAAUGCUCCACUGUGGGCCGCAAUGUUAAUGACUUGCAUGUGGACAAGGAGAGUAAUGCAGAGUGUAAGACAGACAAUAGGCGAGGACCCGAGGAGGACAUUUCCUCCUCAGACACAACAGACAGCUUGACGGCCGAGGAACAACUAGCGGCAAUGUUAAAGAGAAAUAAACUCCACACAAAGGCCAGAGAGAGGCUGCUGGAGUCUAACAAGUCGGUCAGUAUAGAAAUGGAUGGGGAUAAUCUGGUUGUUGUUACAGAGGAGAUUGAUAAACCACAGACAGUGAACAUGGACAAGUACAUCACAGAGAAGAACCUGAACAAGAAUGAGAGCAAGUUUGACACCAGCUCCAGUUCCCAGUCCACAGAUGCUGAGGGAAUAAGUCUUAGUUCAGACUCGACUCAUCCCAGUCCAUCAGGUGCUCAUUACAACCGAAUGAUCGACGAACUCAGAGAGGGCGUCUCGGUCCAAGACAAUGGCUCGAGUACGUGCGAUAGCUCAGACACUGUAACAGAAGUGACUGCUAAACCUACCACGCGGACUGGUGUUCCCAAAGAUUUGAAUCUGAACACCAAUGCUGGUAGUGAUGGAUAUUACUCUGUUCCAUCACUGACAACUCCGGAUAUUUCCGUCACAAGGUGCAGACAGUCCUCUUCUUCCUCUUCCUUGACCUCGGGGCCAGACUCAGUGCCCCCCAGCGAUGAUGAAUCCCCUCCUCUUUCCCCUACGUGGAACAAGUCCCCCGACUCCCCGAGCAGUGACAGCUCUGCCCCGGUCACCCACAAUCUGACAUUUCCUCACAACUCAGUGUCCUACUCAACUGGUUCACAGGAAAGGAAGAGCGCCAAGGACCAGAUGUGUGGGGUCUUCUCGGUGGAUCUGGGUCAGAUGAGGUCGCUGAGACUGUUUUAUUCCGACCCCUUCUGCACGAAGGGACAGGUUGUGAUAGCCAGCAGGGAGAGCCAGUACAAGAUUCUACACUUCCACCACGGGGGACUGGACAAGCUGGCCGAGAUCUUCGAGGACUGGAAUCUAUUUGCCAAGAUGAAGGACAAGCAAAACAAGGAGAGUGAGGGCCAGUACAAACAGUUCCUGAUUGUCCGACCUCAGGUGACCGAUGAACAGUGUCAUCCGGAGGAAGGCAUCUAUAACAUGGUCAACGAGGAGGAGUGGAAGAUCCACAUGACCAGUGAUGGAAGAAUAGAGGAAGACUACCAGCUCAGAAAGCAUAUAUUCUUUGGGGGACUGGACCCCCACCUGAGACACGAGACCUGGCCAUUCCUGCUUCAUUAUUAUCCCUGGGACUCCACAUUUGAGGAGAGGGAGGCCAUCAGAAAUGACCGCUACAUACAGUACCAGGACAUCAGGAAAAUGAGGGAAGACAUGACUCCUCAAGAGAAGGAACAGUUCUGGAGAAAGAUCCAGUCUACAGUGGAGAAAGAUGUGGUCAGAACGGACCGGAGUCACCCAUACUUCAGGGGGGAGGAGAAUCCCAAUAUAGAGGUCCUACAAAACAUUUUGUUGAAUUAUGCGGUGGCCAAUCCAACGAUGGGGUACACACAGGGGAUGUCGGACCUGCUGGCCCCCGUUUUAGCAGAGAUUCAGAACGAGGCCGACGCUUACUGGUGUUUUACUGGGCUGAUGCAGGGAACCAUAUUUGUCAGUUCACCUAGAGACAGCGACAUGGACAAGCAAUUGGAUUACUUAAGGGAGUUACUCAGACUGAUGCAGAAUGAUUUCUACAUGCACCUGAAUCGCCUGGGAGAGGAUGCACUGGAACUGUUGUUCUGUCACAGGUGGAUAUUGCUGUGCUUCAAGAGGGAAUUCCCUGAGACAGAUGCGCUGAAGAUCUGGGAGUCAUGCUGGUCUCACUACCAGACCGAUUACUUCCACCUCUUUAUCUGUGUGGCCAUUGUCAGUAUCUAUGGCGACGACGUGAUUGACCAGGGCCUGCCCUCUGAUGAAAUACUCUUACACUUCAGCAGUCUUGCCAUGCAUAUGAAUGGGCAGCUUGUUCUCCGAAAAGCAAGAGGACUUCUACAUCACUACAGAAAACUACCCAGAAUUCCUUGCACCUUGCAUGGGCUGUGCUCCCUUUGUGGACCAGGGAUGUGGGAUAGUGGGCACGUGCCCAUUGUGGAGUGUGUGGGCAACCACAAAAAUGACAUGUGUCCGUACAACAGUAACCCUGGGUCCCCUGUACAUCCUCCCAACUGAUCCAAGAAAUUCCAUCUAUAGCAGCCAUGACAACUAUAUCAUUAAGAUCUGGUCAAAAGGACUGGUACAAUAUACAGUGUAUAUCAUAAGGACACCAUUAAUUUAGAAACAUUUGUUAAAAGUAAAUACAGUGUAGAACUUAAGAAGAUGAAAGCAGCAUAUAUGAUAAUCAGAUUAUCCAAUCGUGUAUGUAGCAUGGUAUAUUAUGAUAUGAAAGUCAUGAUCAUUUUCAAACUAUACAAUAGAUUUCAUGUUUGUUACAAAGUGGUAACUAAGGUGAUCAUCUUGUAUUUGAUGCUUAGCAUAAAAUAUUUAGGCUACGAAUAUCUAUCUACGUAGUGGCUAGGUUAGCGUACUGUUCCUCUAUGUAGCUGUACAUAGCAGGUAUGAUCUUGAACGCAGCCCUGGUGAUUUUGUGUACAUGUUAUUAUUUAGGGAUUCUCAUGCAUGCUUGUAGUACAAUGUAUUUUACAUCUGUAACAAAAAAACACAAAAUACUUAAUAUAUUUAUUGUUUUGUUGAUGUUACAUAUAUUUGAAAUUUUACUUGAUGUUCUCAGAACUUAUUUAAAAUUGCUUAAAGUAGUGCAAUAUUUGUUAUUUAGUGUCGGUAAUAGAUAUGAUAUACAAUAAGCGUAGUCAGUAAGGGGAGGUAAACAAUGAUCUAGAUCAUUUGUCAUGGAAUAAUUAGGUCAUUUUGGGGGAAUUAUAGAUGAAUUUGUUGGUGCUGUUUGAACCUCAUUUGGAAACAAUAUAAUCGGGUCACUUUGAUGACAAGAUACACCAUAUUGGUCAUGAGACUCGUAAGUAUAGGGUUUGGAUCAAUAUGUAUAGUGUACAUGUAUAUAGAGAAAUGCUGUAAUCAGGUUGUGUGAUACAUGUGGUUAUUUGGUAUUUGAAAGCUAUUGUGAAAAGAAAUUCUUUUACCUUAGAACGUGUUUAAAUUUUAAAAAGAAAAAACAUGUCUGGAAAAUGAAGGUUGCAUUUAAUAUGGUAAGGGUAGGAUGUAUCAAGGUGAUUUGAAUUUGUAGAAUUUACAUUGUGUCAGUUUAUAUGUUUCUUCAUUAAUCAAGAUUCAGUAUUAUACAGAAUCAAAGAAAAGGGCCAGUUCUAGGGGCAUUCUCAAGCAAUUUUUGGUUGAAAGAAAAAAACAUUAUGUAGAAUUAUAUCGUUUAAUGAGGUCUUGUAUGAAUUUGUUUAAGCCAAGUUUCUGUGAAACUCUUAAUCUUAACGAAAUCCAGUCAAUUUGAACUUUAAUUAGAGCUCAAUGUGUUUUCUGUUUUCUCAGUGCUUUUUGUCUUUUUCAGGAUCAUUUUUAUUGACCCAAUCAUGCUAUACAUUUAUUUAUAUUACCAAUGAUAAAUUAAUUGUUUACAGAUGGUUUCCAAACUUGAGACAGUAUAUUCUUUAACUGUUCUUUUUGUAAUAUUCAUAUGUACAGUAUUUAAUAGCUUUAUUAAUUUACAUCUAGUUUACAGUUUGAUUGCAUUUACAUGAACAGAAAAGCUAGGCUAUUAACUGUUGGCUUCUGUGAUUUACUUUACAUUUUAUUUCAUUUACUUUUGGUGAUAAUUUUUAGCAAAGACACUAAAUUCAUAAGUCUUUGUUAAAUCUUUGUUUUGAAUCUUGUCUUGUUUCUGUCUUUGAUCUUUACUAUCUUUGAUGUACGAUACAUUUAAUUGAACUGUGUAGUAAUGUAUACCAAAAUGUGAAUCUCGUGCUAUCUAUAUUGCCAUUUUUUUGGGGUAGAUGCAUUUAUUGGACACAAUUUCUGAUAUUUAUUUUUCGAGAUUUUGUGACAAAAGUCUAGGCAUUGAGAUGUAGCCAUUUUCCUACAUUCCAGCAAUUUUUGUGCAAUGGUUUUACAGUGUGUGUAUUGUAUUUUAUUAUUUCUUUUGUGUUCAUUUGUUACCUCACUUUGAUGAUAAUUUAGUCAAGAGGUGCCACUCUUUGAUAUUAUAUAAAAACACAAAAAGGUUGUAUAAAGUUAUGUCAUGUGAUUAUUACUCGAACCUACAAAAUUGAUAUACUAUAUGAUUUUUUUUUGGGGGGGGGGGGGGGGGGUUGAAAUUUUGGAAAAUUUAUAUUCUUUUCAAAUCCUGCUCCUCCAUUUGUCCGGGUCUAGUUAAACUAAUCAAUUUUAUAGUCAUCACUUUUAUUUCAUGUUGCAGUUUCACAAGUCAAGGGAGAUUAUCAUCAAUAACUUAGAAGACUGCAGAUUAUUAAUUUUUAUAGUUUGUGAAUCAAAUCUUGUACAUUCUCAUGAAAUUUUGAAUAGGCAUUCUCCGUAUUCCAACUAACCCUUAAAUGAGAUUUUAAUUAAUUUAGUAUACGUGACAGCCUUUUCCAUGUAGUAAAUCUACUGACCCAUAUGAACUGCUGUGUAAUGUGUCUCAUUGUAGGAUCAUGAAUAUAAAAUCAGUUUUGUUGUUGUUGUUGUCCUGAGCUUGAUCUUUAUCAUUAUCUACAAACACAUUGUAUGUGAUUUAUUUCAGAAAUAAAUCAUUAACAUUAA